GGCUCGCAGAGCGGCUACAGCCGCGCGCUGUUCCCGCACUGGAUCACCAUCUCCGGGACGUGCAACACGCGGGAGGAGGUGCUGAAGCGCGACGGCACGUCGGUCGUGACCAGCUCUGCGUGCGCGUCGACAUCGGGCAGUUGGCUGUCGCCGUACGAUGGCGCGACGUGGACGGCGGCGUCGGAUCUCGAUAUCGAUCAUCUGGUGCCGCUGAGCAAUGCGUGGAAGAGCGGGGCGUCGUCGUGGACGACACCGCAGCGACAGGCAUUUGCGAAUGAUUUGACGAAUCCCCAGCUGUUAGCUGUGACGGAUAAUGUGAAUGAGGCAAAGAGUGAUUCGGGGCCGGAGGACUGGAAACCGCCGUUGAGUAUGUCGUGUGGUCUUGAAUUGAAUGGAUGGAUGAGCUGA
Lachnellula hyalina is the source of this 408-nucleotide messenger RNA. RefSeq lists its product as uncharacterized. The record is from RefSeq and is a predicted model, not a curated record. NCBI's taxonomy places the organism in Eukaryota, Fungi, Ascomycota, Leotiomycetes, Helotiales, Lachnaceae. The transcript has a single exon. The annotation marks the transcript as partial.